Messenger RNA from Exophiala aquamarina CBS 119918, 1383 nucleotides. RefSeq lists its product as uncharacterized. NCBI's taxonomy places the organism in Eukaryota, Fungi, Ascomycota, Eurotiomycetes, Chaetothyriales, Herpotrichiellaceae. The record is from RefSeq and is a predicted model, not a curated record. Gene Ontology annotation, biological process: sphingolipid biosynthetic process; inositol phosphoceramide metabolic process. Gene Ontology annotation, cellular component: inositol phosphoceramide synthase complex. Bases 1 to 1383 code for a protein of 460 amino acids. Gene Ontology annotation, molecular function: inositol phosphoceramide synthase activity. The transcript is spliced from 3 exons.
AUGGGCGCAGGCGCAUAUCUCGAACCACUAGCCGUGGUCGUCCUACUCUUCGGCGGAGCAUGGAUCAAUCGUGCCACCGACUUCCCUGUUUCUUCGACUAAACCGGAAGACGAUGAGCCUCUCCUUGCCGCUCAUGCCGUACACACUGAAGAAGACUUAAACCUCGCCGAGGCUCAACUCAACAAGUCCAAACGAUCUUUAUCUCCUUCACUGCUUCCCUCGCAGGAAACGAGAUGGCACGAACGAGAGCUCCGGAUUAUGGGCUACAGGAAAUUGGUUGAGACACCGAACACCGCAGUCUUUCGGAAUCGUGCUCUUAGUCGACUCCUUCACAAGUUUCCAUUCCUCGUUGAAGCUUGGUAUUGGGCAUUGAUAUACUGGGUCUAUCAACUUGGUCGGGCAUUUACUGCCGUGACUAUCGUUGAGGGCACCAUCCACGUAGCCCGCCGCCACGCCCUCCAAGUUGUAGAGAUCGAGAAGAGUUUGCACAUAUUUUGGGAAAUUCCUAUCCAGGAGUUCUUCAUGGGCUAUCCCCGCCUGAUGACCUACAUCAAUUGGCUAUACUCCUUCAUUCAUAUUCCCGGCACCAUCGCGUUUCUCGUCUGGCUAUAUUACUACACUAUCACGAGCAAUCGCCCCCUUCAGAGACGCCCAGACAGACUGCAAGAGAAUAAUCACCCAAAUUUCCAAGCUGGGCCUGCAUUAUAUGAAGCGCGGAGACGGACCAUGGCCGUGUGCAAUCUACUUGCAUUCGUGGUCUUUACGCUUUGGCCGUGCAUGCCACCAAGGCUCCUCAGUGAUCCUGAUUAUAACGGUGCAGACGCCGAACAGGCCAAGAGCUAUGGUUUCGUGGACACUGUGCAUAGCAAAGAAGGGGCAAGCAGCGUCUGGACCCAGAAUCGGUUCUGCAAUCAAUAUGCUGCAAUGCCAUCGCUCCAUUUCGGCUACUCCUUGCUAGUCGGCCUGACCAUAAUGAGCAUCCCGCUUGCGCCCGAACACCGUCGCAGCAGAUCUGUCCAUCUACCCAUCUUCAACAAUUCACACCCCGAUCUCGCACCACAGAUCCGGCUCCCCAGCUCGAGAAGACUGCUCUGCCUCGCACUCGGCUUUGCUUACCCAUUUGCAAUCCUCGUUGCGAUCGUAAGUACGGCCAAUCACUUUAUUCUGGAUGCAGUGGCGGGUGCUUUGGUCUGCGCCCUUGGGUGGAAGAGUAAUGCUAUCCUGCUCAACUUGCUAGUCCUAGAAGACUGGUUCCUCUGGAUGGUCCGAAUCCACAAACCCGUGCAGACAUCAUUGGAGGAAAGGGGGUUCUCGAAAGGCACUGCCGGCCCAGGUGUCAAGAAGGGCUGGAACCCGCAAUACCCCGUUGGUAACAACAAAUGA